UCAGCAGGCUUUAUUACAGGGGGGCGUGAUUGUUACAAACGCAGCAAGAAACUCAGCGGAGACACAACCUAAAGCGAAAGCUCACUUUCUUUAUUUUUAUUUUUAUCUUUGCAAAGGUCGGGCAGCGGUUUUUGUUUGAAGGUUAACGUAUUUUAUACCAACCAUGUCAACCAGAAGGCUAAUUGAAAAAGCACCUGAGUUUUCUCGAGCCCCAGCAUCUGUACAAGUAAUUUCAAAGAUUAUUUGUUGCAUCCUGCCCAUUGCUCAGAUUGCAAUCGGGGCAGUAUACCUGCACGACUGUCCCCGGCAGCCCUACAUCCCCAUCUAUCUGAUCGUCUUGGGGGUCUUUGGCGUCUUGCUGGCAGGGCUCCCCUGUCUCCCCUGCACCCAGCAGCCCAGAGAUGGGCCCGCCACCUCGCCGACCAAUCCCUGCAUGGCCUUGAACUCGCUGAUGUCCCUCUUCCUCUUCUGCUGGUUUAUUGCUGGUAAUGUGUGGAUCUACUCCAUUUAUCAGCCAAACUACGACAAGAACACAACGUCUGUAGAUCCCUACUGCGACAAGACGCUCUACCUGUUCUCCUUCUGGACCACCACGCUGGUCUACAUCCUUCUGGGCUUGUCCGUGCCCAUCGCAAUCUGUGCCUGCUUGUGUGCCUGCACGUUGGUCCCUACCGACCCUGAAAACAUCUGAACACUGUAUGACUUAAAAUAAAUGACGGGAGGAUACACCUCAUGGGGAGAGUUUGCGGGUUUUAGGUUUUUCUGUUGUUUUUUCACCAAGACCUGGAACAAACAUCUGUGGUUGAGUUGUUCCACUCUUAAAUCUGGAGAGAAAACAGCAGAAUAAUUCCCCUCAAAAAUCCCUAUGAGAUGUACAGUAUGUUUGAUUCUCAGAUAAAGCACAUUUUAAACACUUUUCCCCUUCUGCUUUGUUGAACUUUCCAUUGCGCCUUUCCAAAAGAGAUGAAUCGUUCUUUUAUACAUUAAGCUUUAAAUCUGGCUCAACAAUUUACUUUUUUUUUUAAUUCUGAUUUACAUUUAAAAUUACUGUACAAUAACCACUAAUGUUUAAAACCUUCAAAUUGACUCAGUCGUUUUCUUUUUUGGGGGUGACGGGUGAUCAAAGAAAACUAACGUCUUGGAUUUUAAAGAAUGCAUUUACAACAGAUCAGGCUUAUUACAGUAUAAAUGUUUAUUAUGAUAUAAAAACCACAAUUCCAAUCAUAUAUCUCAUGUCUUAUUCAUGUUGUAUUGAUUAUUAAAUAAAUGUACUCCUAUUCUGCUA
This is a messenger RNA of Cololabis saira (Pacific saury), 1285 nucleotides long. RefSeq names its product transmembrane protein 272-like. The record is from RefSeq and is a predicted model, not a curated record. Bases 164 to 691 code for a protein of 175 amino acids. Lineage: Eukaryota; Metazoa; Chordata; Actinopteri; Beloniformes; Belonidae. The transcript has 5 exons.